Naegleria gruberi is the source of this 861-nucleotide messenger RNA. Its product is annotated as FBOX domain-containing protein. The transcript has a single exon. Bases 1 to 861 code for a protein of 286 amino acids. Gene Ontology annotation, molecular function: protein binding. NCBI's taxonomy places the organism in Eukaryota, Heterolobosea, Eutetramitea, Acrasida, Naegleriidae. The record is from RefSeq and is a predicted model, not a curated record.
AUGAAUGAUGAUUGUGUAUUAAGGGAAGAAUAUGAAACGGAUGUUGGUUCAUUAGAAGAAGAGCAAACUAAUGGUUUUAAACGAAAAUACAUUUCCGAAAGUGAGCAAAAUAACUGUAAGAAACAAAAACAAGAAGAAGAAACCGUACCGGUUUGCAACAGAAUGGCCAUACUUUUAGGUAAUCAGCCAGAUGAAGUUGUUAAAGAAAUAUUGAAUUAUCUCCCUUCAGAAUGCACAAUCAGUGUUUCGUCAGUUUCUAAGCAAUUUAGAAGAGUUUGGAAAAACACACCUUACGGAAUAGUUUAUAACAUGCUUAUUAAGCUUAAUCAUUCCUUUAAAGUCAAUUCCUAUUCAUUGGCUGAUAAAGCUAUUGUCGGUGAGUUUGCAAAAAACGCUGUAACUUUAGUAUUUGGGAAAGUUGAAAAAGAAAUUGAGUUCGUUUUUAACAGCAAAAAGACUGGAAUUUUCAAAGCUGAGCUGAGUAAAAUCGAUCAACAGUCAGAAAACUUUUCGAAUGCCAUCCCAAAAAUUACAAGAUUUGACUAUGACGAGGGAGACAACAUUGGUUUGUAUGCCUAUAAAGGUCAUUGUUUUGAAAUUGAGUUUGGAGAGCUAGGAAUGGUAAGGUUUUCAACUUGGACUCAGUUAUAUUUAAAACAUAGCAAUGAUGGCAUAAAUGCUGAAUUAUCAAUAACUUUGAAAGAAUUGAAACUAACGAACGAUGAAUGGGAUAUUAUCAUUGAGAAGGCAAUUAGUUACAUGGACCCGGAAGUUUCUUUUAGAGAGUUUUCAUUUACCAACAAACCACUUACUUCCCAAUUCACAAACCACAAACUCGACUUUGAAAAGUUCAUUUGGUGA